Messenger RNA from Mollisia scopiformis, 600 nucleotides. RefSeq lists its product as uncharacterized. The record is from RefSeq and is a predicted model, not a curated record. NCBI's taxonomy places the organism in Eukaryota, Fungi, Ascomycota, Leotiomycetes, Helotiales, Mollisiaceae. The coding region runs from base 1 to 585 and encodes 194 amino acids. The transcript is spliced from 3 exons.
AUGGCACACCGUCCGCGCAAACCAGUCGAACCUUCUCCUUUCAAGUGGCCACGGGAUAUAGUUGACAGCUUCGUACGAGAACAGUUGGAUAUCUUAAACAGGAAGUGGAACGCAAAAGGUGGCGACGUAGAUAAGCUCAAGGCUGUAUUCGAGGGUUACGAGGCCUACAACAACGACAAAUACCCAGACUUAGGUCAAGUUGAGGCUGUCCAAAAGGCGAUUCGCAUGACAACUCGAAAGGUUUAUGGAAAGCAGGAUGCAGAUGCCCACUUUAACAAGCACGCAUAUCCAUACCUCCAUGACAAGAAUUUCCAACCUUCUGCAGACUGGCGUCCGGCUGGUGGUCUUCCGCAAGCUCUAUUGUACAGGGUCCAACAAUACCGACAGGAACAACGCCGCUACGAAGUCGAUCUGGAUAGGUAUCACUACGACGUUGCACGCUAUGAAGCUCGAAGACCGCGCUCUCCAUCCCCAGUCCCGCUACAACCUCUACAAUCUCGUGGAUCAUCACCAUCGAGUGACGCCAAGAGACAAGCGGAUGCAUUUCUGGACGCUUUGGCUGAGGAAUUGCUUGCGCGUCCUUAAAUACUUGGCUCUGGG